GCGCGCGUGGAAUGAAGACGACCAGGAAGCGCAGAGACCGCGGUGCGCAGUUUAUCCGCAGCAACUUGGAGCUGUUGGGCUUUGAAUCACGUCGAGAUGCAUUGGUGCAGGCUGUCAAAGAGUUGUUCGAGAAUGCGCUGGAUGCUACGCAGGCGUUGAGCUCUGACGUGUCGUGGGACGAUGCACCGCUCGAGCUACUGCGUGUCAACGUCAAGUUGAAUGAAGAGACCGGCAGCAUUGACAUUGUGUGUGCCGAUACAGGCUCAGGCAUCCAUGCGCAUCAGGUUAAACUGCUGUGCUGUAGCGCCUUUGAAACGACGAAGACCAGUGCACAAGGUGGAGGAGGAUGCAAUAGUGGAAAAUACGGUAUUGGAUUGAAGGCGGCGAUGUUGUACAGCCAGAUGCACGCGAAUGAUGCAUGCUUGAAGAUCACCACGACCUCAAAGUCGGAUGGGAUUUUAUACGUACAGCUUCGCAUUGAUCCUGACUCAGAGGAGACUGCCGUCGUGAAGAAAGUGGCCCAUUUCGUCGUGGACGAAAGCCACCAGCGCUUCUCUGGUACGGAGAUGCGGCUGUGUAUCUCUUGUCCAGAAGAUACAUUGGAAGUUGAGAGCGCUGCAGAUACGCUGGCAUUAUACUUCCAGACGCUACGGUACACCGCUCCUCCCUUUGUUGGUGUACAGUUCAACUUUGAUGUUGAAGAGGUCAGCACCAGCGUCGAGUGUCAGCACAGAGAGGAACCGAUCGACCGUUUCGCAGCAGACCUGGGAGCAAAUGUGGAUGAUAUUUUGUACGCGGUUCAUGAUGAUGAAUCGUUCUCUACCAGUUGCGCUGCCCUGAUGCUUGGUGAUAUAGAACCGAGUGGCCAACACGAUAUCGAAGUUUGCUUGCUUCGUUAUGCAAACCACACCCCGUUGAUCAAUGGUGAAGAUUUCUUCCUCUGCGGCAUCACGAAGGGAGUCAGCUCCUGGAAGGUUUGGAAGAAAUUCGGUCUCCGCUGCCAGCGAACGAGCUCACAGCUCGUAAACCAACUUGUUGCAACCCCUUUGCGAGCAUCAACCGGGCGAAAGAAGAUCGAAGACGUUGGCGAUCCGAUUCGCCUCGUCUUAGCAAUCGACGUAUGCGUCGCUGGGUCUGCUGUCAAUAAUGGCAUCAAAUACGCAACUCUAAAGAAGAGUACGCUGGACGCAUGCUAUGCUGCUAGUGUACAGACUUGCUGUCGCUCUAUUCUGCAGCAACUCGCAAAAGCUGGACGGCUCACCACCCCGCAGCAGCGGCAAAAUCGCGAUCUCGUCGAGAAUUUCGCACCACUGAUCGCAAAAUCUCUCGCAGCGAUUGUAAAACAAUCGCAAGCGGAUCAAUUUAGUGAUACUGAGGCACCGCAGCGCGAUAGUAGCUCGCAAGACCACUUCAACGAGGAGCUCAUCCUACAAGAGCUUCAAGGCGUUUUACGAAACUGGUAA
Molecule: messenger RNA, 1463 nt
Organism: Phytophthora nicotianae INRA-310
Lineage: Eukaryota; Oomycota; Peronosporomycetes; Peronosporales; Peronosporaceae
Exons: 3
Coding region: 12-1463 (483 amino acids)
Source: RefSeq, a predicted model, not a curated record